Messenger RNA from Condylostylus longicornis, 1710 nucleotides. Its product is annotated as cilia- and flagella-associated protein 206. The record is from RefSeq and is a predicted model, not a curated record. Gene Ontology annotation, cellular component: axoneme; ciliary basal body. Lineage: Eukaryota; Metazoa; Arthropoda; Insecta; Diptera; Dolichopodidae. Gene Ontology annotation, biological process: regulation of cilium beat frequency. The transcript has 6 exons. Bases 1 to 1710 code for a protein of 569 amino acids.
AUGAAAUUCGUAUUAAGAGAAUUAAUUGAAAAUCAUGGAAAUUUAUUUAAAAAUAUUGUUUCAGAAAUUAUGAGAGAAUGUAGUAGAGUUAAUUAUAAACCUACAUUAGAAUUAGUACAAUAUAGCAGUUUAAUAUUUCUGUUGGAUCCAGAGCAAAAUAUUACAUUUGAAAGUGAUAAAGAAACUGUUCAAUCAUUUGUUGAUUAUUGUGUUAAAAAAAUUAUUGAUAAUGAAUCGCCUUUCAUUAAAACGUUUGCACUACAGCAUAAUUUUCUUGAAACAAAUUUUGAUGUCAAAUCUUAUACUGGAAGAAGUGUUCUAAGUGAAGCCCUUUUAAUGAAAGUUGACACAUUAUUCAACGAAAUUGUUGACUUUGAACCGUUAACAAAAGAAGAUUAUGAUAGUUUAUUUAAAAAAAUUUUAUAUGAUAUUAUUAUAAGUAAUAAGCUUGGAAAUCCUGCAAAUCCUGUGAUUGUGAAAGAAGUUACAAAUGCACUUAAGAGCGUUAUGACAAGACAAGAUUUACUAGAAUUUGCUAGUAUGAAAAGAAAACGUAGAACAGACACAUUAACAGAAAUGCGUAAAAUUGUAUGCGGAAUUAUGAUUUUUAAUCAAGAUGCUGGAGAGUGUGGACAUGAUAUGCGAAAUAUAAUAAAUGAUGUUAGCAUGGCUUUUAAAAACACCAGGAGCGCAAUUAACGAAUCAUUGCAGCGUGCAUCGAAGCAAGUGUUUGAAUGUAAUCAAACUAUACAAAAUUCGUACACCAUAGACUUUAAUUCCGACACAAUUACAUUUAGUGUUGAAGAUGAAAAGUUAAUUAACGAAUUUAAAGAAAUGUUGAUCUUACUAAUUCAGCACGAAUUUUAUAUAAAGAAAUUGGCUUUAAUUAUAUCAAUGAUAAGAAAAGAGAUAGAUGAUUAUUUUAAACAAUUUCGGUCAACCCUCAAGCAAUUACAUGAAUCUGUACAAUAUCGUGUUGCUGUGCCCACAGAAAUGGUUUUUCCAUAUUUUUCAGAAUUAGCCGAUAUUUGGCAAAACCUUUGGAAUUAUUUAUAUUUUAUGGUUGAAAUUAAUAGAUUAAAUGAAAAACUUAAUGAAAUUGCCACAACGAAAAAUUACGAAACUUUAUUAAAGAAAAUGAAAGAUCAAACAACGAAAACUCUUUUAGUGAAAUUUCAAGAGGACCAUUCAAAAAUCGUUCCAACAGAUGAAUUCGAAUGGAUAGAUCACUUUCCCGAAACUGAAGCGAAACGAUGUCCUAUACUUCAAUUUUGUGCAUACAUAUUUUGCAUUAGCAAUGGAGUGUUAAUACCGUCGGCAAUAAAUAUUGGUGUUUUAAAAUAUCAAGAUCGAUUAUAUGCAUUUAGUCACAUAAAGUAUGCAAGAAUUUUUGCUACUAAUGUACGAAAAUUUGAAAAUAAGUUUAUGGAAACCGUUAGGCGAAAUGUUCAACUAAUAGUUUAUUUAGGAUUAUAUAACGAUAUAAAAGAAUAUAAUUUCUUACCAGAUAUGGCUAAAGUAGAUAUAGCUACCGAUAAUCAAUUUCAAAAAUCUGUCGAAAUUCAAACAGAACUACAUCCAGUCCCAUGUUACUUAAAAAAAAAUUACACUCAUAGUUUAUGGGAAAUAAGAAGACGGUGCCUUACAAUGCAUAGGCUAAGUAAUUGUGUUACAAAUUCAACACAAACUGACAUGUCAUAUUAUAAAUGA